This is a messenger RNA of Drosophila guanche, 7309 nucleotides long. RefSeq names its product plexin-B (gene PlexB). Gene Ontology annotation, cellular component: semaphorin receptor complex. The record is from RefSeq and is a predicted model, not a curated record. The transcript has 5 exons. Bases 389 to 6595 code for a protein of 2068 amino acids. Lineage: Eukaryota; Metazoa; Arthropoda; Insecta; Diptera; Drosophilidae. Gene Ontology annotation, biological process: regulation of GTPase activity; positive regulation of axonogenesis; negative regulation of cell adhesion. Gene Ontology annotation, molecular function: semaphorin receptor activity; protein binding.
UUCUUGACAAUGUAAAUUGUGUGGGUUAUGUAUAAGUGACAAAAGUUGCUAAUAUUAAAAGUGAAAAAUAUGAUCAUUUACAAUGUAUAACUAAUUCCAAGUAAAUGAACGUAAGAACAGAUAUAUGCAAAGAUCUAUACUAGUUUCGAAGUGUGGCUGCUUACGAAGUGGGCUCCCAGAUACGUAUAUGUGUGUACAUAUGGGUACAUAUUUAUAUAUACUUAUGAACCAAUGCUGUGUAGGCUAAUAUAAACUAAACACCUUAACCAAUACAAAUUGAUCAAGAAAACAGUAUAUGACAAAUGCAAUGUGAAUUAGUGAUUAAUAGUCAUCAAAUUUAAAGAGAAGAGGAUUCUUUUUGUACGCGAAGAAGAGAUCAAACCGCAGAAUGAAAUUGUCGCGGAAAAACUUGUUUCUUACUGAUGCCAUAUCAGUGUUUUAUGGAUUCUGUAUAAUCCAUUUUCUAAGCUGGCGAUUACUUAAUUCUGUGCAGUGCACCCAAGAUGACGUUAUAGACAAAUUCUCCUCAAAUGACAUUGUCGCGCAGUUCAGCUUGCCUCCGAUAUCGGCUGGGUUGGGAACCAGGAGUAGUUCAACCUCCACGGCUGCGAAUUUUUCCAACCGCUCCAGCACAAAUAGUUUAAGUUCAGGUGGUGAUCUACAAUCCAAGAACUAUUUCACACACCUGAGCUAUGAUUUUACACACAACGUUUUGUACGCUGGCGCAACUAAUAAAAUACUGAAACUGAACGAAAACCUUCGCGUUCUGUCUGAAGCUGUUACUGGUCCCAAGAACGACUCUCCACAAUGCCAUGCUGGUGGCUGUCCCGAGGAUGUGGAGACCACCCUCGUUAACAACUACAAUAAAAUUCUAAUAGUAAGCUACGCACAGGAUGGCAUCCUGAUAUCAUGUGGUAGCAUUCGACAAGGUGCUUGUGAAAUAUACAGCUUGCCACGAUUUCCAGUCGCACCGCAGUUCAUUGCAGUGCCAUUAGCUGCCAACGAUGAAUUUGCUUCGACAUAUGCGUUCGUGGGACCUGCGCGAUACUCCUGGAAGGAAGAGGAUAUAUUGUAUGUGGGCACCACCUUCACCAACGUUGGUGACUAUCGGCAUGACGUACCUGCCAUCUCCUCCCGUCGUCUGGACGAUUUGAACUAUGCAGAGUUCUCGAUCCAGCAAUCAAUUAUCAAUAUUGAUGUCAAAUACCGGGAUCAUUUUUUGGUCGAUUACGUAUACGGGUUUAAUUCGUCGGAGUAUGCAUAUUUUCUACUUGUUCAGAAGAAAUCACAUCUGGCCGACGAAGCCGGGUACAUAACUCGAUUGGCUCGCAUAUGCAUCACAGAUCCGAACUACGAUAGUUACACGGAAAUAACAAUUCAGUGUACGGCCACCGAACACAAUUCCGACUACAACAUACUACGCGAUGCUAAGAUUACGCACGCCAGCCAAAAGUUGGCUCAACAAUUGGGAAUCAAGAAAGAUGAUCAUGUUUUGGUAACAGUUUUCUCCCCCUCAAAAGAGAUCAGCGAUCAGCCGGAAAAUAAGUCGGCCAUGUGUAUAUAUAGCAUAAAGGACAUUGAAGACACUUUCAUUGAGAAUAUACAUAUGUGCUUCAAUGGCACAAUCAAAGAUCGAAAUCUUGGCUAUAUAUCUGGGACAAUAAAUGACGGAAGAUGUCCGAUUGUCGGCUCUCUUGGCAACAUUUACAACUUCUGUUCUGUCGGUUUAAAGAUAAGCGGUGUGUCUCCCAUCGUGACCCACGCCCUCUUCCAUUUUGAUAAUGUAUCGGUCACGUCCGUGACGGCAACCUCAACAACUGAUCAACAACAUUCACUAGCUUUUCUUGGCACGGAUACGGGCAUUAUCAAGAAGGUUUUGCUGUCCGGUCAAGCGCCCGGCGAAUAUGAAGAAAUUAUCGUGGAUGCUGGCAACCGCAUAUUACCAAACACUAUGAUGUCGCCAAAUAAGGACUUUCUGUAUGUGCUGUCCAUGCAAAAGAUCACAAAACUGAGGAUCGAACAUUGCUCUGUUUAUACAAACUGUUCCGCCUGCCUGGAGUCUCGGGACCCUUUCUGUGGAUGGUGCUCCUUGGAGAAACGGUGCACCGUACGAUCUACCUGCCAGAGAGAUACUUCUGCAUCGCGAUGGCUUUCUCUGGGAAGUGGACAACAGUGCAUUGACUUUGAAUCCAUUGUGCCGGACAAAAUACCAAUUACUGAGCUGACGCAGCUGCAUCUGAUCAUUCGCACUUUACCGGAGCCAUUCAAUGCUAAGUAUCGCUGUGUCUUUGGCAACUCCACUCCCAUUGACGCUGAAAUACUGGAGAAUGGCCUGGCUUGUGACACGCCACCUCUGGAUCAAAGACCUAUAAUACCUAACAACGUUGACCACGUCCUGGUACCACUAUCUGUGCGCAGCUCGGAAACAAACAAGGACUUUGUGUCAAGAUCGUUUGCAUUCUUUGACUGUUCACAUCAUUCAAACUGCCAGGAAUGCAUGCACAGCUCCUGGGGCUGCAACUGGUGUGUUUUCGACAAUAAAUGUGUGCACAAGUCGCAGAAGUGUCGCAAUAUGGAAAGUGCCAUCAGUGCUGUGGCCCAAUGUCCCCAUUUGAAGCGCGCCCGUGAGCCAAUUCUUUUGCCGGUGCGUGUUCCUCAGGAAAUACGCUUGGAGAUUGAAAACCUGCCAAAGCCAAAAAGUGCUCAUGCCGGUUUCCUAUGCACCAUACAUAUUGAGGCCGCACAGAUGCUGUUGCCAGCGCAUAUUGAGGCCAACAGGAUAGUCGUGUGUGAGAAAACACCCUACUUUUACGAGACUAAUACCCACGAGUACAAGGCUAAAGUAGUUGUCACUUGGAACUUUCAGCAUUACGUGGACACUGCAAUGGUUACCCUAUAUAAGUGCGACGUCCUUGGCUCUCAUCGAGACCACGCGGACUGCAGUUUGUGCGUAACUCGUGACCCAAAAUAUCAUUGCGCCUGGUGCAGUAACUCGUGUGUAUACAAUGAGACAUGCGGAGCCAGUGAUAGCUCCUUGAAAACAGUGUUAGCAACGGCUAACCAAAGCGAGUGCCCUCGACCAAGGAUUGAUAUUAUAAAACCGCUAUCGGGACCAGUCGAGGGUGGCACUCUGGUAACAAUUGAGGGCAGCAAUUUGGGAAUACGUGAAGAAGACGUGCGUGGAAAAAUAACCAUAGGUUCAGUUCCAUGUGAACUGGUGAACUACCAAAUAUCUGUUAAGAUUGAAUGCCGCACCGGGGCAGCUGUGCACGAGAUGUCAGCACCCAUUAAGGUGGCUAAUGACGCGGGAUACACUGAAUCAAGUGUACAAUUUCACUUCAAGGACGUACAGCUUACCGGAUUAUACCCAACGAUUGGACCCAAAUCGGGAGGCACGCAAUUGUCUCUAAUGGGAAAAUUCUUGAACAUUGGUUCUAACAUUCGCGCUUUUCUAGAUGAAUAUGAGUGCCACGUCAACGUGUCCCAGGCACUGUCUUCGCAAGUCAGCUGCACUACCUCAGAGGCUACACAGCCCGAGCCGAUACGCUCGCUGCGCCUGGUUAUAGACGGCGCUAACCGAACGUUUACCUGUCAGAAUCCAGUCAACAGUUUUGGCAACCAGCAUAGGGUGACAAGUCCCUCUCGUAGCUACUUUAGUUCUUAUCAAAUCCGCACCCCGCCACGACAAGCAUGCUCAAUCUUUAACUAUACCCAGGAUCCCCGGAUAAUGCAAAUCAAACCUCUACGCAGCUUUAUAAGUGGCGGUCGAGUUCUAACUGUGCACGGCAUGUACCUGGACUCUAUUCAAAAGCCAGAGCUGGAGGUUUUCUUCGAUAAUGAGCGGGUGAACAAAACUUCCUGCGUUGUCAUUAACUCCAGUCAGAUGGAGUGUCCGUCUCCACCAGUGAAUCUUAAGUUCCAGUUGUUAAAAAAUAGCGGCAAAAUGAGAGACUCUGAGUCGGGUCUGAAGAACUCUACGGUGACCACUGAAGUCACGGGGCACAGUGGAUUGGCAAGGCGAAAACGCAAAGCCAAAGCCCAAAUAACCGAUCACUUUCAAUUUUACUCGACAGGCGGUACAGUGUCCAGCUAUUUUACCUCUAAUAACCUGGAUGUAACGGCUUUUGUUAAAGUUCAUGAAACACAAUUAAAUCUGCAGCUUAGUUUUGUAAUGGAUAACGUGCAACUGGUUCGGGACUUGAGCAAAUAUUUUCAUGAUAUUCGCAGUACGAUUGUUUAUAUGGCCGAUCCAAAGUAUCUGCCAUUUCCUAACGAUGGCGUUAAGCUAUAUAAGGGGGAUACUUUGGUCAUCGAAGGCGAGCUAUUGAAUUUAGCGGCUGACGAGUAUGACGUGAAUGUUACUAUCGGCACUUCGCAAUGCAACAUCACCAGCCUGGCACUCACACAGCUGCUAUGCAUUCCACCACAGCAGCAACCUUCUCCAACUGACGAAAAUGGCGUGGAUCAAUCCCAAGAUUUGCCUUUAGUAGUUGUUAAAGUGGGACGUAAUCUGCGUUUUGUCAUUGGCUACCUAAAGUAUGAUCUAAACAAACCAUAUGCGUUUUCUCAUGCAUUAUUCGGCAUAAUGCUGACGGUGGCCGCCCUUGUUAUAGUUCUGGUUAUUAUACUUAUCAUAUUUAGGAGAAAGUCUACACAGGCCGAGCGAGAGUACAAACGCAUUCAGAUUCAGAUGAUAACACUGGAAAGCAAUGUGCGCUCCGAGUGCAAGCAGGCAUUUGCCGAGCUUCAGACCGACAUGACUGACCUAACAGCUGACUUGGAGAGCAGCGGAAUACCAACUCUUGAUCACGUGAACUACAUAAUGAAGGUUUUUUUUCCCGGAGUUUCGGAUCAUCCCAUUCUAAAUUCUCCAAAAUUCCGUGGAAACAGUCCACAAACUAAUUAUGAUGCCGCUAUGAUACAGUUUGAGCAGCUUAUUGGCAACAAAUAUUUUCUGCUAAUAUUUAUAGAGACCUUGGAGGCUCAGCGGUCAUCGUUUUCAAUACGUGAUCGAGUAAACGUGGCUUCGCUGCUUAUGGUUGUUCUAAUGAAUAAGAUGGAAUACGCCACUGAGAUCUUAAAGUCGCUUCUAUUGCGUUUAAUUGACAAAUCACUUACCAGCAAGCACCCUCAGCUAAUGCUGCGUCGUACAGAGAGUGUUGUAGAAAAAAUGCUGACCAAUUAUCUGGCGAUUUGCAUGUACGACUAUUUGAGGGAAUAUACUGGAUCCAGUCUCUUUUUGUUGUUUAAAGCAAUUAAGCAUCAAAUUGAAAAGGGCUUGGUGGAUGCCAUAACAAACGAUGCGCGAUACUCCCUCUCAGAAGAGCGUCUACUACACGAACAAGUUACUCAUUCCAUUGUAAUAUUGCAUAUCCUACAAGAUGAUCUCGAUGAGAAGGUCCAAUGUAGAGUUAACGACUGGGAUACCAUAUCUCAAGUCAAGCUGAAAAUACUUGACGCUAUUUUUAAAAACACCCCGUUUUCCAUGCGCCCAUCUGUUCACGAAGUGGACUUGGAGUGGAGACACGGCCGUGGGGGUCACCUAACCUUGCAGGAUGAAGACUUGACCACAAAAACAAUAAGUGGCUGGAAGCGGCUAAACACAUUGGCUCAUUAUGGAGUUAAAGAAUCUGCGGUAAUGUCACUUAUCGUAAGACAAAAUGAUAGCUACCAUAUACCCUAUAGUAAAAACCAACACCCAGCACCAUACCACAAUUUUUAUUUCAUAAAUAAUUCCCAAAGCCACAUUAUAAUAAACAACGACAUCGAGUCCGGGCUGCAGCAGCCUCGACUAUAUCAUCUGGUUAAACCGAUUAUGCCUGAACAUUAUAUGAACAUCAAAAACUCGGCCAUGUCUGGUGCAUUGUCGGCAUCGCAAGCCUCACAUUGCGUUAGCAAUGCCAACGAGAGGGUGAAUAAGACUAUACCAGAAGUAUACUUGACUCGGUUGCUUGCAACCAAAGGCACUAUACAAAAAUUUGUUGAUGAUUUCUUUUCAAUAAUUCUUACUGUUAAUGAGGAGCUACCCCCGGCAGUGAAAUGGCUUUUUGACCUGCUAGAUGAAGCGGCUCGACGCCAUAAUAUCGCCGAUACUGAUAUAGUUCACGCAUGGAAAUCAAAUAGCUUACCUUUGCGAUUCUGGGUUAAUUUUAUAAAGAACCCUGACUUUAUAUUUGAUGUAAAUAAGACAUAUUGUGUGGACUCCUGUUUAAGUGUGAUAGCACAAACCUUUAUGGACUCAUGUUCAACAUCAGAGCAUCGACUUGGAAAGGAUUCUCCUUCAAAUAAGCUGCUUUUUGCAAAAGAUAUUCCAAACUAUAGAAUUAUGGUUAAGGAUUUUUACCGAGACGUGGCUCGGCUUCCCCAGAUAAGUGAUCAGGAAAUGAGUACAGCUAUGCAGCAAUUGUCAGUACAGCAGAACGACGAGUUUGACAGUAUCUCUGCUUUGAAAGAGUUAUACAUUUACAUAACCAAAUAUAAAGAUCAGAUAAUGGAAGCCCUUGAUUCGGACAUAAACUGUCGAAAGAUGCACCUUUCCCGGAAAUUGGAAAAUGUUGCGUGCACCCUCGAUGGCGACAAUACAUCUAAUUGCUGACAUGAAUAUCAAUAUGCAAUAUUCAUAAUUUACAGAGCUUCCUAUGCAACAUUAUGCAUUGGCGCCUACGCCUGAAAUAGGUUAUUAUUGACAUUGGGUUAAUACAAUAUUUUGUUGAAAUCUCCGUAACACGUAAAUAAGUUUUAUUUUAGUUAAUAGGUCUCUACAAAUAAAACUUGCUGUAGCGAUUUUUAAGCAAACCAUACGAAGAAAAUUCUGAACUUUAACAAAAUUCAUGUUAUCCAGCAUUUAAAGACUAUUCAACGACUGAAUGUAUAAUUCUCAAAUAGAACAUAAAUUUAAGUAAGGAUUGUAUAUACAACUUCAAAAUGACACUACCCGACCCCAGUUUCCGAUAAGAACUUUUUAAAACAUUUUUUAUAAACUAUUUUUCUAUUCUUUCCACGUAAGUUAAUGAAAUGGUUCCAAUGAACUUUGCCAUUAAUGACAACUUAUCAUUUCGACUUUUCCUGAAAAUACCCCACAAGAAUGUUAAUCUUUCAUUUGAAAGCUGAAUAUUUCCCAGACGAUAAGUUAAAACCUGAAAGUGUUUGGGUAUACUUUUUUGGUGCAUUUAUUAGUUUUUACAAUGACAAAAUUCAUUACAACCUGAUACAAAAGUUAUGUGGAAAAAGCGCUACCUCUAAGAAAAACUUUCAUAAUAAUACCGGUUAUUUUUUACAUAUUUAAAAAAAGUUUAGCUAUAGAAAAAAA